GUGCCGAGGGGCAAUCUGACGCUAACACAACAUCACGUGUUUCUCGGACAGCUACCAGAACGCACCGUGGUAGGCUGGUAUCCAACGCUGCCUACAACGGAUCCUACGCCAAGAAUCCCUUCAACUUUCAGCACUUUAACCUCAAUUUUCUCACGGUCCAUUUGGACGGAAAGCAAAUGCCGUUCACUCCUCUGAAGCCCGACUUCCACGUUUUCGUUGCCUCGACCCUAAAUCUCGUGGUCUUGACUGCCGAACGCUACGUCGCCAUAAUGUACCCAUUCAAGUACUUAACUCACUUCCGCAAGAAGCAAGUCGUAGUUAUGCUAACAGUUUGGUCAGUGGCCAUAUUGUACAAAAGUCAUAAUGCCUUUUAUUACACAAUUGAGGAUGAAACUUGCAAAUUUCGUAAUUUGUCAAAGGAGGCUAGCAUAGCAAUGGGAACUACUGCAUUCUUCUUUGAGUAUCUGAACCCAUUAAUCUUCAUGUCUUUCUGUUACGUCCACAUCAUACAUCAGUUGAAGAAAUCCUCGUCCAUCGUCAACCCUGAAUCAUCAAGCAACCAACAAAGCGACAAUAGCAUGAGCGGCUCCCUGCUUCGCGCUCGACGUAACACGCUGAAAACCUUCUUCAUCGUUUUCGUGACGUACACCAUCUGCUGGUCACCCAAUCAGAUCGCGUUUUUCGUGUUCAACUUUGGGCUGCCGUUGAAUUUCCAAGGGGUCUUCUACAACAUGUCCAUGGUGUUGGUCCAACUGAAUACAUGUGUUAAUCCCAUUAUCUACGCCUUCAAGUACAGACAGUUCCAGAACAGUUUGAGAGUUUUAUUCAAGCCGUGUUUGCCUAACCUUCCCUUGAGAGUCGACCAACAAUUGGCAUCUACCAUUUCAUCCAGAUUGCAGCCAUUAAAGUCCCAAAAGAUGCGAGCUAAAAGUCAGGAGAUGAGGGAGAACUCUUGAAGACUUGGAGCUCUCCAUGACCACCUCUUUCCGAGAUAGUAUGUACGAACGGAAUAAAUUCUUUAGAUACCGUGCACUUUUUGUCCGAGAGUUAUCAAAUGAAAUGGUGUAAUCAAAUUGUAGACUAAUAAAUUAUUGAAUAUCAUAAUAAUGAACAUGUAUUAAUCAUUUUGCAAGAUAUCGUUGACGUAGCGCUGGAUUAUUAAUUACCCAUGCUUUUGGCAGUUGGCAAUUUUUAUUUCGGGAUAUACAGGUACAAGUAGGAUCUACAGUUUGACACAGAGCGCACAAGACAUGGGUGAAACUUUGGGUCUAUAUUUGCACAGUUGAUCAUGUGAUUUGAAGAGUUCAGAUCAAUUGGAGAGUAACGGUCACAAAAACAGAAGAGGGAAGAAGGAGAAAAAAAUGGGAGACCUGCUCAAGAGCAUUCUUUGAUGUCAAUCUAGGGGCAUUUAUUACUAAGUUGCGUCGCUCUGAUUUCUGCUGCGGCACAUUAAUUUUCAACAUCAAUGUCUGUGCUUUGAAUGUGGGUUAAAUACAUACUACAAAUCUACUACAUCAUACUACAGCGAUCUUAACCUUAGAUAUCCUUAAAAGGACGCAGGCUUAUCUGUUAUUUGCACUUUUCGUGCUAAAUGUAUCAACUUUAUUGCAGCUUCUUCCACAUUCUCUUGUGAGUGUACAAUCCGAAAUUCUGUCGACGUUUUGUGGCACAAUUACUGACUACAGCUAAGUGCAUGUAGAGGUAUAUAUGUUACAUGUAUACAUCUAUUACGAACGUAUUUCACGCAAAGGCACUCGGUGAAGUCUUGUCGAAGUGAGAAUAGACUACAUUUAACAUGCGUCUAUGGUCUGUGCACGAGCUAAAAUGGCGUCGCUGGCAGUGCACGUCAAAAUAUUAAAAACCACAGCAAUUUCAUUUAAAACUAUAAGAAAUCAAAAGAAGCUGUAUAAUUACAUGUAUAUUAAAAUAUAAAUGAACUUUAUGUUAGUGAACAUUACAUGGAUGGAUGUAGAGAGCAUAUCAAAAGGCAACCGGAGAAAGUUACUGCAAUGCCAAUGAGAGCAGAAAUUCAUGUAAGAGCUUAUUCUUAAAAAAUAACCACAAAUAAAGUGUUCCAACUACAACUCCGACUAAGUGGGCAUCGUGUAACUAGUCACUUCGUAAUGUCUGUAUACACCUUUUUCACCCACGUGACUAAAUGUAAACAAAACCACCACGUGUGGACCGCCUUGGCCACGGUGAUCGCAUGUAUA
Molecule: messenger RNA, 2213 nt
Organism: Acanthaster planci (crown-of-thorns starfish)
Lineage: Eukaryota; Metazoa; Echinodermata; Asteroidea; Valvatida; Acanthasteridae
Product: galanin receptor 2a-like
Biological process (GO): G protein-coupled receptor signaling pathway
Cellular component (GO): membrane
Molecular function (GO): G protein-coupled receptor activity
Source: RefSeq, a predicted model, not a curated record